AUGCCCAAGGCGGUCAUGAAAGCCAUGAAGGCAAAGCCUCUUUUCCCUGCUCCCAAGCGAGGAAAGCAUCGCGUCCAGCGACGCCCCGCUUCCAAGAACUAUGUUCCCGUGCCAUAUGUUCGCCACGGCAUCCUAUCGGCCAAAAACAAAGGGUUUCGCCAGCGAUGGGGGGAGUCCAUACAGCACCUCAUGUCACUGAAAGGCCGCCGACUGAUCACACACCUUCAGAAGGACAAAAUCUUGCCCAGCUGGCAGGGUCGCCAGUGCCCUCGCUGUGCCAAAGGCGUUCUCGGGACACUCAACUACGUCAAGGCUAAGAAGAUCUGGGCCUACCGAUGCAAUCACAAGCACUGCCACAAGUUCUUGCAGCCGCACGACUACCAUCCCGUCUUCUUCAUGUCUGCUGGGAACUCGUCAACGUCGCUUGGCAAACAGGCUGCAGCGCUGUAUUGUGCAACAGCCAAUGUCCCCUGCCAGUCUACCCACUUGAUCCUUGACAUGGACCACAAGCCCGUGGAGCGCAUCUACACCAACCUAGACGUCGCCCGUGCUCAGUACGUCGUCCAGCAGGAGAAGAAGAUCACCUACGGUGGCAAUUGGGAGGAUGUAGAGGUAGAUGAAGUCGAUCUGGGCAAGCUCACGGACGAGUCCUUAGGCCCACGCAACACGAAGUGGGAACAGUGGGGCGGACUAGUUCAGAGAGGCUGUCCAUCGUCGUUGUGCUUGUUUCGCUUGAACCCGAAGCUCACCACAAAGCGGGCGCCGGGUCCUGGCCCAAUCAAGAAGGUGGACUGGGCUGUUAUUGCUAAAAAACACCUCGCCAACCGCAAGGUGGUCUUGCACAGCGACGGCGCCCGUGCCUACACUCUCAAGAUCCCGCAAGUGAAGCAUUGCAACGUCGUCCACAAGAAAAAGAAGGUUACCGUCAACGGCAAGGCACAGUGGGUCAAGCCCCACUACACGAAGGUUUACACCAUCAAACUUCCAGACCGCCGACGGCUGAAGGUGAAAAGCGGGACGCAAGUCAUUGACCGUAGCCAGCAACUCGUCCGGAAGAUCCGGUCGGCCCAGUUUACGUACUGGAACCGCAAUUCGAACCUGUGGAAGGCCACAGGUCGAAUGAUCCACUCUCUCUUUCAGAUCAACUGA
Symbiodinium natans is the source of this 1149-nucleotide messenger RNA. NCBI's taxonomy places the organism in Eukaryota, Dinophyceae, Suessiales, Symbiodiniaceae. The record is from the annotation of a GenBank genome assembly.